Messenger RNA from Peronospora matthiolae, 2487 nucleotides. The record is from the annotation of a GenBank genome assembly. Lineage: Eukaryota; Oomycota; Peronosporomycetes; Peronosporales; Peronosporaceae.
AUGGAAAAGGUGGUUCUGCCCAACGGUGAAGAGCGUGAGAUCGAAAUCAAGAACGCGCUAUAUGUUCCAAGUAUGAGCAAGAACCUGCUCUCGGUGCCACAGAUUAACAGCCAUGGCAAGUUUCAAGUCGUGUUUGAUGGGUCCAAGAUGUAUGUGACUCUCAAGAACUCACAGCAAGUGGUGGCGACAGCGGAUCUCGUGGAUGGACUCUACUGGCUUCGGACGACUCAACGAUCAGCGAAUGUGACAACAAGUGGAACCAGUUGUGCCGAUCUACAUGCGAGAAUGGGUCAUGCUCCAGUCGAUGUACUUCGCAAGAUGAUCGCGACCAACAUGAUCAAGGAUGUGCGAGUCCCUCUCAAGUCGGGUGGAGCAACUACAUGUCGAGGAUGUCAACAAGGGAAAAUGGUCCAAAAACCAUUUCCAAGCAACCGAGACAAGCGCAGCUACGAUACGUUUGAGCUACUUCAUCUGGACAUCUGCGGGCCCAUGGAAAAGGAUUCGCUCGGUGGCAGCAAAUAUUUGCUGCUGAUCAUCGACGAAGCCAGUGGAUGCAUGAAGGGCUUUUGUCUACGAGUGAAGUCCGAGAGUGAAGACUACAUCCGGAAAUAUAUCACCAUGGUACAGACGCAAUUCUGUAAGAAGGUCAAGUUCGUGCGACACGACGGAGCUCGCGAGUUUGCAACCAACUCGCUUCAACUGUUCUACGAAGACGAAGGCAUUGAACAGCAGACAACGGUGCCGUAUGCACAUCAAACAAACGGAACAGCAGAGCGUGCCAUUAGGACUAUUGUCACGAUCGGCCGCAGCAUGCUUCAUCAUGCCAAACUGGACAAGUGUUUCUGGGCCGAAGCAGCGAUGACGGCCAUCUACGUCAAGAAUCGACUGCCGUCACCUAAAGUCGUGCACAAGACCCCGUUUGAGAUCGUCUACAACUUGAAACCAAGCGUCAAGCACAUGCGAACAUUCGGGUGUCAGACAUACAUACUGACGCCUAAAGAGAAUCGACUCAAGUGGGAUCCAAAGGCUCGCGCUGGCAUAUUCGUGGGCUACGAAGAAGUUUCGAAGGCAUAUCGUGUUUAUGACAUCGAGGCGGGGCAGGUGGUUAUCAGCCGCGAUGUCAACUUCGACGAGUCCACCUUUGGACUUCAACUGCCGAUCACUGAUGAAGAUGUCGAUGACCUGGACUUCGAAUUGCUGGAUCUUGAUGACGAAGAGCUGCGUCAAAUGGAGUACAAGCAAAGAGGCAAGCGCAAGAACCGACUCAAUGAUGAAGAUACAGCAGCUCCACGACCGCGUGCAGUGCGUCAACGACCAGGACUAGAAGAGUCAAGCGCGCCGGAAAACAACUCGUCACGACAAGAAGAAGACGAAGAAACGAAGGAUUCUGGUGAUUCAACACCGCCUGUGUUUUGGCGUGCGAGUGCAAAUGCCGUUGAAGCAGCAGUGGACUUAUCAGAACCCUCAACAUUUGAAGCAGCAGUAAGCGGCCCUGACCAAGUGCACUGGAGAAAAGCAAUUCAUGCAGAGCUCGAGUCAAUGCGACUUCGCGGUGUGUUUCGUGCAGCCAAGCUGCCCAACGGACAACGCGCCAUUGGCACAAAAUGGGUGUUCAAGAUCAAGCGCAAGGCGGAUGGGUCGAUCGAGAAGUACAAGGCAAGUCUCGUGGCAAAGGGCUUUCUCCAGAAGUAUAGAAUCGACUACACCGAGACGUUUUCGCCCGUGGUCAAGUAUGUGACGCUGCGAAUGGUGAUCGCAAUUUCCAAGCAUUUUGGAUGGCCCAUCGACCAGCUUGAUGUGGUGACAGCUUUCCUGUAUGGCGUCAUGAAGGAACAAGUGUUCUGCGUGAUUCCUGAAGGCGUCGAACUUGACAGUACGUUCGACUGCCUGGAAUUGGUGAAGUCAAUUUACGGCCUCAAGCAAGCGUCGCGAGUGUGGAACGAGACGUUCGACGAGUAUGUGUGCUCCAUCGGAUUUCAAGUAUCGGACUUCGACCCAUGUCUCUACAUCAAGACUUCGGACGGCCAUUGCGUGUUUAUACUGGUCUACGUGGACGACGUCUUGGUGACUGGAAGCUCGCUCGAGCUGAUUGCACAAACCAAGAACGACCUGAAGACGCGGUUCGAAAUGACGGACAGCGGCAAGUGUGCGUUUGUUCUUGGGAUCGAGCUUUUGGACGGUGAAGAUGGCAGUGUGACACUAUGUCAGCGUCGGUAUGUCGAUGAUAUCCUCAAGCGCUUUGGCAUGGAUGAUUGCAAGGCAGUCGCAAGUCCAGUCGACAUGAGCUCUCGACUUGUUUCAAGUGAUGCAACUACCAAGGUCGAUGCUCCUUUUCGCGAAGCUGUUGGUGCGUUGAUGCACCUGACCACUGCAACGCGUCCGGACAUUGCGUUUGCUGUGGGCUAUGUGUCGCGGUUCAUGGAAAAUCUGAUGAACGUUAGACUUCUUGGUCCGAGUGCAAAACGCAAAGUGAAUAUAUAUUUAUAA